Messenger RNA from Mauremys reevesii (Reeves's turtle), 2444 nucleotides. RefSeq names its product perilipin-3-like. Gene Ontology annotation, cellular component: lipid droplet; cytosol. Gene Ontology annotation, biological process: lipid storage; positive regulation of triglyceride storage. The coding region runs from base 66 to 1313 and encodes 415 amino acids. NCBI's taxonomy places the organism in Eukaryota, Metazoa, Chordata, Testudines, Geoemydidae. The transcript has 8 exons. The record is from RefSeq and is a predicted model, not a curated record.
GCUUCUAUGAUGCUGAAUUGGUUGGGUAGAGACAACUUUUAAUCUAUUAGUGGCCUGACUAGAAAAUGUCUGAAAACAAAAGCCAAACUCCUGUUGCUGACACCCCAGAGAGCAGGGAACAUGGACAGCAGAAUGUGGUGAGCAGGGUGGCCAACAUGCCUUUGGUCAGCUCUGCCUGUGAUCUGGUUUCCAUGGCCUACACCUCCACUAAAGAGCGCCAUCCCCACAUCAGAGCUUUGUGUGAUGUGGCAGCUAAAGGAGUGAAGACUAUGACUGAAGCUACAAUCAGCUGUGCACAGCCAGUUCUGACUAAACUUAAACCUCAGAUUGCAGCGGCAAACGAAUUUGCCUGCAAAGGACUGGAUAAGCUGGAGGAGAAAGUGCCAAUCCUUCAACAGCCGACUGAUAAGGUUCUUUUGGAUGCCAAAGAGUUGGUGACAGGUACCAGGGAUGCCAUGAACAGCAGAGUGACUGAGGUGCUGGACAAGACCAUGGAGGCAGCAAAAUCAGCAGUAACCAGCAGCAUGAGCACAGUCAUGGGCUCUAGACUGGGGCUUGGGGCUGUGAGCAGAGCAGAAGCUGUGCAGGGGAAAUCAGCAGACAUGGUGGAUCACUCCCUCCCCAUCACAGAUGAUGAACUAGCUAAAUUAGCAGCCUCUGUGAAGGGGUUUGAGGUGGCUUCUGUGGAACAGCAGCAGAAGUACUUUGUGCAUCUGGGGUCUCUGUCCACUGAACUCCGCCAGUGUGCCUACCUGCAGUCCGUGGGCAAAGUGAGACUGCUUCAUCAGAGCAUGCAGGAGAACCUCUCUCAGAUCCAGCACACCAUAGACCUGAUUCAGAAUGUUAAGCAGAGUGUAGGUAAAAAACUACACCAGGAUCAGCAGAAGCUGCAUCAGUUGUGGCUGGAGUGGACUAAGAAGGAGCUUGCAGUAACUGACACAGGAUCUGCACAGCCAGAGCAGGUGGAUGCCCUGGUUCUGGUCAUGUCUUGGAGAAUCACCCAGCAGCUGCAGACCAUGUGCUUGAACCUAGUCAUUAUCAUCCAAGGCCUUCCUACCAGCAUUCAGGACAAGAUGCAGCAGGCUCAUCACAAUCUGCACGAGGUCCAUGCGGUCUUCUCCAAGGCCAGUUCCUUCCAGGGCCUGUCUACCAGUAUCCUGACCUGCAGCAAGCAGAAGCUACUCAAGGCCCAGGAAUAUGUGGAUGGACUGUUUGAAUAUGCGGUGCAUAAUGCUCACCUUUCCUGCCUAGUGGGACCCUUUACCUCCUGUGGCAGAACCUCCUGUAGAAUUGCAGCACCAGGAAGACUGUAGGAUGGAGACAGAUUAGAGAAUCCUGCUAACAUCUUUGCCAAAUACAAGCAUUACUUUUCUAGACAUAAGGCAGCUGAUGGGGAGGGGAGAGAGAAUAGCCUGGUAUCAUAGAGAAUUGUAGCUCUCCUGCAAGAGGAGGCUGAAAGUCCACAUAUCCAAGCCUGCUAUAGAAUCCUAGUGCUAGCGUAAUGUUGCAGGAAAUAAACUGAAGUAGUAUUGAUGAGCUGUAUAGUUUCUGAACUACAUUCCCCACCCAUGCAUGGGUAACACCAUGGGUUAGAUAAUACCCCUUAAGCUGGAACAUCCCUCAGUGUUAGGCUUGAGACCUUAAGGUGGUUCUCCAUGCAAAUGGUACAUAUCAAACAUGCAGUUCUCAUCUAUCAGUCAUGUAUUGUAUUGCUAUUCACUUAAUCAAAGCUGCAUGCAAAGGAAUAGAUUACUAGGAGAGCUAACCUAGUCAGUGGUGCUUAAAGCACUUUCUAGAUCAUUUCAAAGCCUAGUACAAAUUUCCUGGACAUGGAGGGUGUAAACCUUGAAUUAGUAGGCCAUAAAUAUAGAACUACCAGAUACCUGUUGUGCAGCUGUCUAGAGCAAAACUUUCUAGAGGAUUUCUUUCCUGUGCAGCAGGUGUUUGGGUAGACCCUGAGCUGCUGAUACCCACUCUCCCCUCUACUCUAAGCAAUCAACUGCUUGUAUUGCAACACUUCUAUGCAUUUAAUUCUAACAAAGAAGCAAAGCUGGUGCUGUGUGGUUGUCCAAAAUGUAAAAGCUGCCUGUAUGUGAAAAGAUGUGACUAAGAUCUCUACUGAAAACCCUUUUAUUUUUGAGACUAAACGUGCUUUGAUAUGAGUGGUCUCCAUCUCUUACUAAGUGUUCCCCUAACCCGAUCUUAAGCUGGGAGCAGGAGCACUGCUCCUUUGUUAAACCUUCCUUGCUUGUUACUCAGGCUGGGUGAACAUGGGGAGGAGAGUCUAAAAAUGUGAAACAGUGCAGCCUACAUCUAACGCUCACCAUGCAGCUGGCAGGAGGAGGGGAAAGACUUCUGUCCUUCCUAAAUCAGAAUUAACUACCUGUGCUUAAGGCUGGGCACUGGCAACUCCUGCCUCCUAUUCCUACCUCCUAAAAUAUGUG